This is a messenger RNA of Lineus longissimus, 771 nucleotides long. RefSeq lists its product as uncharacterized. The record is from RefSeq and is a predicted model, not a curated record. The transcript has 5 exons. Lineage: Eukaryota; Metazoa; Nemertea; Pilidiophora; Heteronemertea; Lineidae. Bases 100 to 588 code for a protein of 162 amino acids.
UGUGUGUAUUUGCUUGCUUUCAAGGCCGAGGAUCUUAUCCAGUUUUAGUUUUACAUUCAGAAAUUCUAUCGUAAAGCGGAUAAGACAACCUGAUCAGCAAUGCGACGAAUAGAACAAUUCAGGAUGAUUGCGGUUUUAUUGCUGCUCCUUCCAUUAGUAACCGUGGACGCCAAGUGCCUUGCCAAAGAACAUGUAUACACUGAGUGUAAGAAGGACUUGUCUCCAGUUGAGGAUGUAUUCUGCGGACCUCCAAAAUCGAAUUGUUCUACCGACUUUGACUGUCUUGAGCCGGCAGCAAAAUGCUGCUUAGAUGGCUGCAAUGCCGUAUGUGUGGAGUUCGAAAAUUUGGUCCAACACUUUUGUAGAUCCUGGGACAACUACAUUUACCAGCCCGGUGAGGACUACUGGAUGCCAUGCAAGAAGAUGUGCUCCUGCGGUGAGGACGGAUACCCCACAAACUGUGUCGCCUCUCCGUGCAGCACGAGUGAGAUUCUCAAAGAACAUUUCAUCAGAUACAAGCGUAGACUACACUCCAGGAAGAAGCUUCCCAAGGACAAGGUGCUGAGAGAAAAGCGUUGUGUUGGCUAGUAUAGAUUGGGACAUUAUUGCAUUCGCCAAUGAAGGAAACAUUGACUUGCGACCUUCUCGCUGAUAUAGGCAACUGGAGCUGUCGCAGCAUGGAAACAUUAUUCGCCUUUCUUUGUGCUCUGUAGCUCUGUAGCUCUGUAUUUCCUUAUUUCAUUGUUCAAGACAAAAAGUCGUCUCAUUUUU